AUGAACGACUUUUUCACAACUUUCAGCCAGACUUUUAUUCCCGAAAACCCAAGAUAUUUUCUGAUCACCGAUGGGCAGGGCACAAUCGUCAUCAAGUGGAUUCAAUUGUACUCUUACCGAAACGCCCUUGUUCGGCUUUAUCCCGCGCGAAAUGGCCCUACUUCUUUCCGUCAUACGCUGUGUCUCCUGCUCUGUCAAAUGCCACAUUCCACAAACGCUCCCACAAUGUUCAACCCUCUUCCAUGGAGAAAGUGCUUCCAUGGUGCUCUCAAUAUGCAGGCCCAGUCAGACGAGGCUAUAUCACCUCCUGACACGCCCUCGCGAUUCAGGGACUUCGAUCGUUACACCAUGCAGCGCAACCCCUCAGAUCUGAAAGUCUUUUUGGAUUGGAAAGACGCAGAAUCGAACCGGCUUUCAGAAUGCCAUGUUAUACCUGGGACGAUAUUCACGGUAGAUGUCAAAGCUUUGGAGCACGACGAAACUUUGUGGCGUUCCAAAUUCCCAUACCAGCCUAUUCCUCCGUCGACAAAAGCCUAUGUUGGACGUAAUCCUCGUCUUCGGUCUAAUGCGAUUGAUAAACUUCUUGCCUCGGGUCAGAGUCUCAACUUCCGAGUGACGGAAGUUGUUCGACACCAGCCCGACACCUUUUCACAAGUAUUCUUUGGAGUGCUUUGUAGCUCUGGGGGGGAUGUCUCUCCGCCCGUGUGUCUCAAACUCCUUGUUGAGCCCAUGUUUCCUGUUCAUCACGACCUUUUAUGGGACGAUUUUGAAGAAGAGGAACCGCCCUUCCGUCUGAGGUCUCUUCACUACGCCGAAGAUAUGAUCAGACGGGAGGAAGCGGCCUACGAUCGUCUCAGGGAGCAUCAAGGGACACUGAUUCCACAUUGCUAUGGUUUUCAUCGAUUUGCAACAGAAGGAUCGGUCAACGGAUAUGGUGUUCUCUUGGAAAUCAUCACCGGUCCAUCUUUAUUGAAAGCUGAGCCUUGGACAUGGACUGCGGAAACACAGCGACCCUUCAUCCAUCACCUUCGCGAAUGCCAGCGGGCUCUACUGUAUGCCGGAGUCGACCAAGGAGACUAUCACGGCGACCAGAUCCUGCUCCCCGACGGCCCGAACUACCAACCAGACACAGACAGCUUAGUUUUUAUCGACUUUGCUUUCGCGUUCCAGAGGUUUGGUGAUGAGCAGCUCCCGGGUAUUGCAGCCACUUUAAUCAAUAAGGGGGGCAUCACCUUCCAACCACCACCAACACUGUAUCAAAAACAUGUCGCAGCUUUUCGAUUCAAGCCUUACCCACAUUACAACUCUCCGCAAACAACUGUCGUCGAAAAAUACGUGAACCCAGUGCUGGAUAUCUUCCAUACCUACCUUGUUGGCCCAGACGACUCCGCGCGAUUCACCUCCAAGCAUGAAACUCUGCCCGAUCGGGAUUGUGUUCGUAUUCACAAAGUGGAUGGCGAUGAGAAGGAAUUGCACACGGUCCUACAUUUUUUGUCUCCUGGGCGCAUCUGUUGGGAUGGAAUUCUGCCACCUCGGGAUGCUGUUCACUGUUCGGUGACGAGCGACUUUCUUGAGCACUUCCAAUUGACUUUUCUUUCCCAACGACCGAGAUAUUUUUUAAUCACGGAUGGACACGGUAUCAUAGUACUCACUUCAAUGGAGCACUGGAGGAAUACCUUGCGAUUAGCCGAAGUCUGGUUGUUUCCCGCCUCCAAUGGAGUCAAUUCUCUCCGUCAUACAUUAUGUCUCCUGCUCUGCCAGAUGCCACGCGCCACGGAUUAUCCGGCAAUAUUCAAUCCACACCCAUGGCUUAAACUUUUCCACGGAGCUCUCAAUGUACAGAAGGAGCCAGAACAGCCUAUCUGCCCCCCUCUCAAGCCCUUGCAACUCGAAGACUUUGAUCGCUACACCAUGCAACGCAGCCUUCCAGAUCUCAGAGAGUUCUUAAACUGGAAAGAGAAAGAGGCUGCACGCUUCUCAGAGCGACCUGUCAUACCCGGGACGUCAUUCACAAUUGACAUUAACGCUUUCCAGCACGAGGAGAAGGAGUGGCGCUGCUGCUUUCCAAAUCAGCCUAUUCCGGCGCGGACGAAGGACUUCGUUGGACGCUAUCCUCGUCCCCGAUCCAUCACCAUCGACCAGCUUUUUGACUCACAACAGGGUCUGACAUUUCAGGUGACAGACAUCAUUCGCCACAAACCCAACACCUUUUCACAGGUGUUUUUUGGAGUGCUCUGCAGCUCCGACGGAACUGUGUCUCCCAAGAUAUGCCUUAAAUUAUUUGUUGGCGCCAUGUUCCCCGUGGAUGAGGAUGAUCUAUUGGAUGAUUUCGUGACGACGCAACCGCCCUUCCGCCUAGGCUCCUUGAAUUAUCCGGAAGAUCUCGUUAGACGUGAAGAGGCGGCCUACAAGCGUCUGCAGAAACAUCAAGGAACCUUAAUACCUCAUUGCUAUGGUUUUCACCAGUUUACAAUGCAAGGCUCACUCAACGCAUAUGGUGUUCUACUCGAAGCCAUUCCUGGAUCAUCAUUAGCUCAAGUGGACCCGCUGAAAUGGGAGCUUGGUGUCCAACAAUCGUUUAUGUGCCACCUUCGAGAAUGCCAACGUGCUCUUCUGUAUGCUGGGGUUGACCAGCGCGAUUACCAUGGCAGCCAGAUUCUACUGCCUGACGGCCCUGAAUACCGACCAGAGACUGAUUCCAUCGUCCUUAUCGACUUCGCUUUUGCGGUGCAAAGGUUUGGUGAUGAACAGCUCCCCAACAUUGCGGCCACUUUGAUGGGGCAAGGAAUUGGCGAACUGAUGACCUUGCUCAAGCAUAUUUGUCACCCGCAGGCGACAAUGAAAACGGCAUUUCGCGAGUUCGCUCGUCGAUCCAUGCAUAUUCAAGAAUGGUAG
Molecule: messenger RNA, 2895 nt
Organism: Mycena indigotica
Lineage: Eukaryota; Fungi; Basidiomycota; Agaricomycetes; Agaricales; Mycenaceae
Exons: 9
Coding region: 1-2895 (964 amino acids)
Source: RefSeq, a predicted model, not a curated record